Molecule: messenger RNA, 2859 nt
Organism: Aedes aegypti (yellow fever mosquito)
Lineage: Eukaryota; Metazoa; Arthropoda; Insecta; Diptera; Culicidae
Product: protein hook homolog
Exons: 2
Biological process (GO): signal transduction
Molecular function (GO): molecular adaptor activity
Source: RefSeq, a predicted model, not a curated record
UUUGAACAGUGAACAUCGUGCAUUCGCGUGAAUUCUCUAGCGCCACCAGACCAGCAGUAGUUUCGUGCGUUGUGCGUGGAAUUUUGGUUUCUUCUGAGCAGUGCGUUUUAUUAGGUGCCACCAAACCUGUCGCAGUUUUCCAGCCCAUCAAACCUUGGCCCCAACAAGUCACCCGUUGUAAGUCGCUCAGAGCCUUCAGUUCGGUUCAAGCUAGAGGAGGACAUUAUCGGCAGUCUCAGUGUGAGUAGUGCCAGUGCCAGUGGUAGCAACAAUGAAGACAGCCUAGAAAUUAUGGAGGAAAUAGAUAUUCCAGACGAUGAAAGUACACAGGAUAACGACGCUAGCGGUAGCAUUUCGGAAAACCUUGUUCUUAGUGCAGCUCCCGCUGAAAACGUGCCUCAACGGUCUGUAGACAACAGUAAAAUAGCGACCGACAGAAAAAAGCAGUUGUUUGAUAUUGACAAUGAACUGCCCGGUGAAUCGGGUGUUCGGAAAUUCGACAUUGAUGAUUUGCAACUGUCCGGUGAUGAAAUAGCUCAACAUUUUCAAUCAUUUAGUGAAAGUACUGAUCUAAAGGAUGAAGAUAAUAAAGUGAAUCUUGCCGUUAAAAAGAAGCUGUUGAAACAAAACCACGAUGUAGGCUCACUGGGUACGUUGUUAGAUAAUAUCGAAUCUUCAUCGGAUGUUCUAGGAAGUGAUCCAAAGAAAGAAGAAUCAGAUUUGAAGCAAAAAGUGGGUGAAUCGAAAAAAGAAUUAUCUCCACUAAAUGAAGAUGUAGUGUUGAUAAACAAUAGCAAAGUGAGUUUAAAAUCGUUGAAGAAGCUCCAGAAACAAUCGAAUGUACUCGAUAAUAGUGGCGAUAACAGUUACAGCACAACUAAUGACAUCUCGGAAUUAGCUCGAGAUACGGAGAGCGAUCGCAUAAUGAGUGAUAAUAACGAUAACAGCUCUAGAAGCGAUGUUGCUUCCAAACCGAUGGAUAGUGAUAAGGAAGCAUCCCUUCAAAAAUUAUCAUCAUUAAUGUUAAGAAGUAGAAGUGCAGAAAUAGAGGAGAAGAACGUACAAAGUGAAGAUAAGCCUGAAUUUGCUAGUCUUGGCGUAGUGAAGCUAUGCAAUGAGCAAUCAUCAGAGGUACAUGACUCAAGUGUGGAAGAAGAUAACUCUAUAGAAGAAAUGUUGAUGUCUAAUGCCUCAGUUGACAUAUUGGCAGUGAAUGAAAUGGUUCUGUCAGAAAACCAGCAGUUGAAAGAAGAUUCAAGUGAUAGUAAUCUAUCUGGUGAUUUAAAGGAAAAAAUAUUGACUUCAAGCAAAUCUUUUGAAGAAAUUAAAUCACAGCAUGAGCUAGAUGUACCUGCCGACAAUCUUGAGGGAAAUAAACCUGUAGUUGUUAAACAGAUGGAAAAAGUUGUUGACAUCAAGGAAGCGUUAGAGGACAUCUCCGAAGAGUCAGAACAAACACUGACCAACUCCAACCACUCGGAAAGUCGCCCGAAUACCGAUGACGAACAAUCAAAACCUCUAGCUGUGGUAGAGAAAGGUAAAGAGAUACGCAAAAUACUGGAGGAAAAAUUACUACACAAGCAACUUAACAUUGAAAGUACUAUUUAUGAAGACAACAAGGAAAACAUUCCGGAUUCUUUGAGUGUAAAUAAAAGUUUUGAUUUGGACAGUGUUGUGAGCCUGAACAUGUUCCAGGCAAUGAAUAACGAAAUAAAGCAAUUGCAUGAAAUAAUUGCUACCAAAGACAUGAUGUUAGAAGCCUAUUCUACCAGAGAUUCUUUGAAAGAAACUCGACUAGAAUCUCUAAGAGACCCACAGAGAAGUAGCGACUCAAGUAGCUUAGCUACCAAUUCCACUGAGUACAGACCUUUGAACGAUGAGACUGUAUCCAAGAAAGAACUCCUCCAAAAAGUCGCCGACCAAAAUCAGUGGAUUGUUACACUCGCAGAAAAGCUUCAAGAAAUCAAUCAAGCACGAGAGAUGGAGCGAUCAGAAAGUAUCAAAUUAGUAGCGGAAGUCAAUCGUCUCACAAAGCAACUGGCUGAAAAUGCUGAUACAAUCAAACAGAGACCGCAUUGGAUGCGUGAUCAGGAAAGUACGGGACAAAGAAUAUCGGAGAUUUCUAUAGAUUUAGUCAGCGAAACCGAUGAUGCCUUAUCGGAUUUUCCAGAUUUAUAUGAGGAGCGCUCAAACAGAAAUUCACGGGAACGUCAACUGGAUUUAAAUUUGGACAUUGAUUAUUCGGAACAAAAUCCUCUUCAUAUUCCUACUGCAAUCAGCAAGCAAUUGGAACAAUUCAGAAAGUAUUUAUCAGCAGAUGAAUUGAGGCUAUUCAACAUGGUGCAAGGUAAAUUCGACGAUUAUUUGCAGCAGGAACUAGACAAAAUGAAAACAACUAGUGAAGAAGAACUCAAAAUCAUUCAAGAACGGUUGGUCUCAGAGAAAAACGAACAUGACGCAGAAGUGAGCCGACUACGGCAACUAUUAUCAAACGUGAAAAGUGGAUCCGUAGAGAUCGAAGAUUUGAAAAGUGAGCUUGAGGCUCGCCAUACUCAAGAGAUGGAUGAUCUACGAACAUAUUUCCAGGAAAAGGUUGCCGAAUUCGAAAAGCAAUAUUCUGAAAAGGUGCUUUCGCAACAUAGCAGACAAAUGUCUAACGACACUGCGUCUGACAUAUCAGACCAAGAAGAAUUUCCAGAAGAGAACGGCGGUUAUCAUUCUAAGCACACCAGUCCAAAACGCAAGGCUAAAGAAGAUAUCUAUCUCAGCCCAACGCAUAGGAAAAUUACUCCAACUACUAUUGACACCACUGAAAGUAGUGCGGACGAAGUAAUGGAAUUUCCCAUGGAGGAAGAAGAU